GACAUAGUUUGGAUGUUUCAGUUUUAGUGUGUCAUAUGUGGCACCAAAGCCUAGAGAUCCUCAAAACAAUCCACAAAUCUUGAUCGUUCAAUGAACUCCCAAUGGUUCUCAGACAGUUACACGUGCAGCCUAUAGUUCCUUUUCUCAUUUAAUUUGAUUUAUUUUCUUUCGCAUGCAUGGAAUUCUCCUCCAACUACUACACCCAACACAAGAUAAACCAUAAAACCAAAGAGCAAAAUCACAGUGUAGAUUGAUUAGCUCUCAUAUUACUAUGAAUAACUAUGGUGGAAGCCACUGCUAGUGACAACUACCAUCGAAUUUGAUCCCUUUUUAUUUUUAUUUGUGACUACAUAUACCCAUUAAAUUUUGAGCAUUCUAUAGGGAAACGGAAAUUAAGGGGUCUCUCCCCUUUUUGUGGGUUGGAUCUUGUACUUAUGGAACUGUCACAUCUGACCAUUUUGAUUCUCUUCUGAUAAUCAUCAUCACCACCUGGUUAAAAAGCAAGCAACUUGAUUUGAGGUUUGCGACAUAGUUUGUUGGGUAUAUCUGGUUUCUGCGUCAGAUUCACGUCACGUCAGUCCAUGGAGGAGAGGAAGUAUGUUUGCAAGUAUUGCAGCAAGAGGUUUCCUUGUGGGAAGUCUCUGGGGGGUCACAUCAGGACCCAUAUGACUGAGGAAAGAAGUAAUGCUGAUGCUGACAUCUUCAUCAAGUCGGAUGGUGUCAAGAAGAAGAGAGAUUUAUGGUGCGAAGAUGUUGUCGGGAACCCCAUUUAUGGCCUCAGAGAGAACCCCAAGAAAACAAUGAGGUUUGUGCAUUCCGGCGCUCGUCGUGGUUGUGGUAGUGGUGUUGCCGGUGCCAACAAUGAAAAGGAGAAGUUCUGCAAAGAAUGCGGGAAAGGUUUCCCAUCGCUGAAGGCUCUAUGUGGUCACAUGGCUAGUCACUCCGAUAAAGAGAAGAGAACCAUCAAGUUUGAAGACAGUGACAAGAAACUGAAAUUGGUUAUGGACAGUCAAUCUGACACCGAGACCUGUCCUCCAUCUCAUCCAAGGAGAUCCAAGAGAAUGAGGGUCAAGACCAUUAACCUUUCCAAUCACCCUUUUCCUUCCUCUUCUCCUUCUUCUUAUUCUGUUCCGUUGCCCAAUGGCUCUUCACCCGUUUCAGAGGUAGAGCAGGAGCAAGAAGAGGUUGCUAGGUGCUUGAUGAUGCUGUCCAGAGAUUCUAGUUUCAAGGGUCGUUUUGCUUCGGUUACCGAAUGUUCUGAUAACAACUCAGUUGUUCUAGAAGCAAAAUCAUCCUCUCCUGAUAUUCGGAUUGGUGUCAGCAAUGGUAAUUAUAACUUUGUCUCUAAUAAUGCUUAUGAUCUUGUUGACAACAAGUUGCUUAGGGUUAAUGAUAUCAAGUUAAAGUCUGUUGAGUUUGGUGCUUCUGAUAAUUCAGGUUCUAGAUAUUUCAAACACGGUCCCAAAACCAAAAUGGUUGACUCAGAUGUCUCCAAUGAUCAAUUUAAGUGGCCCAAAGUGGGAGAUAAGUCAAGCAAAUACACUGCAACUUUGGUGAAGAAGUCAGUGAUGGAGGAGUUGGAUUAUGAUGGAACAGAUGGAACUGCAAGGAAGUUUGAUUCCAGAAAGAGAAGCAACUAUGAUUCUCUUGAUAACAAUCCAGUUGGUGGUUCUAGCAAGAAGAUAGCAAAUGGUUUUGGUAAUGAAGUAUAUGGGAAUAGCACAAAAGGUUGGAAAUACGAGUCUUUGGAGGGUGAAAGGGACUAUGAUUCUUUUGAUUAUUCCAUUGAGGAGAGCCAUGAAAACAGUUCAGAGACAGAAUCUUAUCCUGCUCCCAGGUCUCAUAACAGUAAGGCCCUCAAUGGGAAGAAGUCCACCAGCAAGGCCAAGAAGAAGUUGAAGUCUAAGAAAAGCAGGGAUCAUGAGUGUCCAAUCUGCUACAAAAUUUUCAGGUCAGGCCAAGCCUUGGGAGGACACAAAAGAUCUCAUUUCAUUGGUGGUUCUGAAGAAAACACUCUGGUGAUCAAACAAGCUGCUCCUGUUGUUCCAUGCCUGAUUGAUCUAAAUCUACCUGCUCCUGUUGACGAAUAAGGAAAUGGGCAUCCUGGGAUUUGCAUCAUUUUGAAGCAUCUGCGGUUGAGGUACUUGAAUGAAUGUCUCGAAUUCUUAGAAUGUUUUGUCUUUAUCCCAAUGAUGAAAGCGAAUGCAUUGUACAGCCAUGUGGAUAAAGGAUUUUUGUUCUUAACGCUUUUACUUGCUCUGUUUGGUAGGAGGUAGCUGUUGUCUUUCAAGUUAAUGUCACAUGACAAUUUGGUAGUAUCUCCAUUGAAAUAUUUGACUCUUCCUAUAACCAACAGUAGUCUUAGAAUUUCAUUCCUUUGAUGCGAAUAACAAUUUCACCCUUCCACAGAUUCAAUUAAUAAUA
Molecule: messenger RNA, 2424 nt
Organism: Vigna angularis (adzuki bean)
Lineage: Eukaryota; Viridiplantae; Streptophyta; Magnoliopsida; Fabales; Fabaceae
Exons: 2
Coding region: 582-2090 (502 amino acids)
Source: RefSeq, a predicted model, not a curated record